UUGUAUAAAAAACUGUUAUUGUUGUCUAAUCUAGCUACAGACAUAUAAUACAAUACUAACAUUAUCCAAUUUUACUUACAAUAGAUUGUAUUUUGAACAAUGAUGUUAAAGGUGUAGACAUCAAGUUUAUCAUUAUGUACAGAAGUCGUUUAACUUUAGUUCCAUGUAACAGUUUUAACAUCUUGAAAUCCUCUGUCUUUAUGGUCCAAGGCAGUUUGGGUACUCUUACAGGAAGUUAAGGGUCGUUAAGUCAAGGGUCCCAGAAUACCUGUUAUCUCAUUUUCUGCCUUCCAUUUUCAGCUAUACACAUCUCUGUUGCUGUAUAAUUAUAGACACUGUGAAAGAUACAACAGACAGACUCAGGGAGAAGUUCACAAUGUAUAAUGAAUUAAACAAGAAAUUCACAAAAACUAAAGAAAGAUUUCACAAAAUGUAUAUUAACAGAUCUUUAAUGUCUUGUUUUGGACAUGUUUUUUUGUGUUUCCCAGGCCCAUCAGUUCCAGUAGCCAGUGUGUGGCAGUUGGGAACUGUUGGUAACAAACUUCACCCUGACAUAUGUGAUGCAGUGUGUCUCCAUCUGGGACUCACAAGGGAAAUGAUACAGGCACACAGGGAAAAAUAUAGACUUGAUUCUUCAGAAGCCUGGGAAAUGUCACAAUAUGGCAUUCACAACAUUUCCCUACUCCUAAGGUGGCUGAACAUGGCUGGAAGCCAGGCUACGCUUGACAAGUUGUGUGAGAGUCUUCACUAUGCAGAUGUACAGCUGGACAUGUAUAACUUCCUUUUUGACCCAAUCACAUCCAGACACCCAACAGACUUGGAGCUGGUCCAGCUGGCCGUACAGCUGCACUCCAUCCCCUGGGUGCUGACCCACCUGUGCUGUCCAAUGGGCUUCCAGCACCACGACGUGCUAUGCUGGGAGCGGACCGACCCGGGCGGCACGUGGUUCCAGGUCCAUGCCAUGCUGGAAGACUGGCGGAACAAGUUUGGCGGGGAAGCCACGGUCGUAAAACUGUGUGGGCAGUUACAUGACGGUGGAGUGGCGCCUGACAAAUACUGGUUUUUGUGUCAUGAAGAGCCCAAGUCGUUUGAAGGCUAACAACGUUUACAGGUGGUUCGUGCAAUCUUUAUGACCGGUGGAAUGGGAUUCUCUCUCUCCCUCUUGCCUUCUUGGAUUCUCUGAUGACUACUUGGCGGGGAGGCCACCGUCGAAAUACUGUGUGGGCAGUGAUUGACGGUGGAGUGAUGCCAGAUAAAUACUGGUUUUUGUGUCAUGAAGGUGAACGGUGAUAGGUGGUUCAUGCAAUCUUCAUGACUGGUUGAGCAAGUUUGGUGCGUAGGCCUCGGUCAUAAAACUGUUUGGACAGUUACAUGACGGUGGAGUGGGGCCUGACAAAUACUGGUUUUUGUGUCAUGAAGAACCCAAGUCUUUUGAAGGCUAACAUCAGUGACAGGUGGUUCAUGC
This is a messenger RNA of Branchiostoma floridae (Florida lancelet), 1465 nucleotides long. RefSeq lists its product as uncharacterized. The coding region runs from base 377 to 1099 and encodes 240 amino acids. NCBI's taxonomy places the organism in Eukaryota, Metazoa, Chordata, Leptocardii, Amphioxiformes, Branchiostomatidae. The record is from RefSeq and is a predicted model, not a curated record. The transcript has 2 exons.